AUGUCUGAUGAAGAAGAUAAUGCUAAUCUUAUAUUAAAUGAACAGAGGACACUCGAAAUUGAAUCAACGAUAUCAAUUAAUAAGAAUUGUGAAGUAAAAUGGCCUGUCAAACGUAAGAUCGAUAAGAAAUUAUAUAAUAGGCGCCGGAUUGCUCGAAUACAUCGUUUAAUAUUACCUAAAAGUGCAUUGGUGAUAUUUUCUGAGUUGUUCACUGGUGUGCCAAUCCAAAUAGAAGAGAACACAUUUUUGCAUGGUAGAGCUUAUACCGCUACAAUUGAGAUUGAUGGCCAGAAGUAUACAGGAAAUCACAUUUCCAAGAUUGAAGCCAAACAAAAAGCAUGUGAACAAUUAUUUCGUAGUAUGUUGAGCAAACAAUUAAUCAAGGAAACUGAAAAGAAGAUGGAUAAUAGAAAAUAUGGUACAGCACAAAAACCUACAGAACCACCUCAGGAGGAUUUCCCAUGGCCACACUUUGCUUCGAUUGCUAUGCACAAAUUAAUAAAUCAAUGGAAACUACAGCCUUAUUCAGAUGAUAUUAGUUUACAAGACAAACAAUCAUUUGUUGCUGCUCCUAUGAAAAAUUUUCCUUCAGACGCAACAAAAUACCAUCCAGUAAGUUUAUUAGCUCAACUGAGGCCUGAUGUGACAUUUACCUAUACUAUUUUGACUCCAGUUAUCCAUGCACAUUGUACAAUGGAUGGAAUUCCUUUCACUGGAAUCGGUUCGUCAAAAAAGAGUGCCAAGAUGGAAUGUUGUAUUACCGUAAUAAAGUAUUUUUGGAAAUUUGAUUUCCAUGACUAUUUAUAA
Molecule: messenger RNA, 807 nt
Organism: Macrosiphum euphorbiae (potato aphid)
Lineage: Eukaryota; Metazoa; Arthropoda; Insecta; Hemiptera; Aphididae
Source: the annotation of a GenBank genome assembly